AUGGCUGGACAGGGAAAAUCCGAACUACAGAUUGUUCUUGUUGGUAAAACUGGAGCUGGGAAAAGUGCAACAGGAAACACCAUCCUUGGUAAGAAACUGUUUGAGUUUAAAAUCGCAGCAGGAUCAGUAACAGUGAAAUGUACUAAGAAGAGAAGGGAUUGGAAUGGCAGGGACAUUGCAGUCAUUGAUACGCCUGGUCUUUUCGACACAAAAACUCCUUUAAAAGAAACUAUGAAAGAAAUAGGGCGUUGUGUGGUAGUCUCCUCCCCAGGACCCCAUGCUAAACUUCUGGUGAUGCAUCUGGGUCGUGUCACUGAAGAAGAGAAAAAAACAGUUGAACGAAUACAAGACAUUUUUGGAGAAAAAGCUGUGGAGUACAUGGUCUUCUUGUUCACCAGAAAAGAUGACUUAGGUGAUAUGACUUUACAAGAUUAUUUAAAAGCUAUGGAUGACAAAGAUCUUCAGAAGUUGAUGAAAAAGUGCGGGAAUCGAUGCUGCGCUUUCAACAACAAAGCAGUUUAUGACAAGCAGGAAGACCAGAUUUCAGAGCUGAUUGAAAUGACUGAUAAGAUGGUGCAACAGAAUGGAGGCUCACAUUAUACUAAUGACAUGUAUGAAUAUGCUCAGAAGACACUUCAAGAAAAAAUCAAGAUGCUUAAAGAACUCUAGGAGAAAGAGAUGGAAGAAGAGAAAAGAGAAGUGACAUCUCAGUAUGAGGAGGAAUGUAAGAAAAUAGAUGAGAAAUUACAGAAAGAAGGCUCAUAUAAUGAAAACACGUCGAAACAACAGAAAGAGGCCCAGAGACAAAAAAUGGAAAAAGAUUUAAAGGAAAUAAAUACUAAAUACCAGAAAAAGCUAUGUGAACUCAGGGAAAGAGCUGAUGAGGAUGUUACUAUAAUAGAAGCUAUUGUAAAACAAUUCUUUUCUGUAUUUUCGAAAAUCAAACACUGGUUUGAAUAAUGAUUGACUUACUAUAAUUUCUCCUUCUCUUACCACUUUGCCACUUUUUCAAUAGUAAUGAAUGAAGUUUCAGUGCUUUGUAACACUUUAACCUCCUAAUUUGUUUCCAUUUGUAUCAGCUUCUUAGUCAGCUUUGUACUUUCAUACCCUACAGCUAAUGCAUAAAAAUAUGAGUAAAUGAAGAUAUUAGCAGUUGCUCCUUAUUAACAAUGUGUGUUGCUUCCAUUAAAGAC
Messenger RNA from Mauremys reevesii (Reeves's turtle), 1193 nucleotides. RefSeq names its product GTPase IMAP family member 9-like. NCBI's taxonomy places the organism in Eukaryota, Metazoa, Chordata, Testudines, Geoemydidae. Gene Ontology annotation, molecular function: GTP binding. The record is from RefSeq and is a predicted model, not a curated record.